Cylicostephanus goldi is the source of this 969-nucleotide messenger RNA. Lineage: Eukaryota; Metazoa; Nematoda; Chromadorea; Rhabditida; Strongylidae. The record is from the annotation of a GenBank genome assembly.
AUGCUCACUCAAAAAAUUGAUGUGGACCGUCGUAUGGCACUAAUGCGCGCACACACAGCAACUCACUUGCUCAACUGGGCAUUAAGACGUGUUGGUGCUGGACGGGGCCAAAGAGGCUCUUCUAUAGAGGAGGACUCCUUCCGGUUUGAUUAUGCCAUUGAUGAUUGUGCUGGGGAAGAUGAUAUCGUGGAGAACGUUGAAGCAUUGGUGCAGUGUAUGAUAUCCGAACAUAAACCGGUUGUUUCGGACAUGCUGCCCAAAGAAAAAGCAGCCGAGCUUCCAAUGUUGCAGUCCGAGUUCAGAGAGGGAAAAGAGUAUCCUGCAAUUGUUCGUGUUGCACGCAUCGGUAACAACACCGCUGAAGCUGUUGCUGUAGAAUGCUGUGCUGGAACACAUGUACUGAACACCUCUUCAAUUGUCGACUUCACGAUACUGAGCGAUCGUUCGUUGGCAAAAGGCGUUCGAAGGAUUUUUGCGCUUACUGGAGAGAAAGCAAAACGAGCUCAUAGAUAUGGGUCAGAUAUUGUCGCGAGGCUAGAAUCAUUGAGUGAAAAUGAGAAUCCAGAGGAUAUUGCAUGGAUUGAGGGAAUUGACUGGGCGCAGAUGCCAGAUCAUGACCAUGGUGUUGCACGAAAGUUGAUUAAAGUUAUAAAGAAGAAACGGAAAGCAAAGAUUGCCAGUGAUCUAAAAGCGUCUUUAAUGUCUUUGAAAUCUGAUGAUGGCAAUGUGAAUGUGAAGGAGGAGUUGCAGACAGACGAAGCCCAUACUCGUGAGGAUACCAGUAGUGCUGCAGCGUGCAGUGCAAAUACGGAAAAUUGCUUGAUUUGCAAGAAAGAAUCUCAAGAAAGCGGUGAAGCAGUGAAGAAGGAGACAGCAGAUGCAGAAGAGCCAUCUUUCUUUGACCUAGUCAACUCGUUCUCGGCCGAUUGUGAUGCUUUCGCUGAAGCUGUAGAUGAUCUGGAAAAUAUA